AUGCGUCCCAGCAGCAUUGUUCACAGUGGUAUGCCAUCCGGCCACAAGUGGAUCGGAUGGUGGGGCGCUUUUGGUGGCCCAACCCAGAAGGGAAUUAAGUCAUACGCUGUGUCGUCGUUCCAGCAGAACCCCUUCGCCGGUGUGUUCCAGGGAUACUUUUUCAACGGUUUCCGCCGCGCUGCUAAGCAGCUGCCAUACUCAGGCAUUCCUUUUGUCGUCGGCUACUUCAUUUACACGUGGGGCAACAAGGAGUACAACUACGUCAACUCCAAGGAAGGUCACCUUGCUCUGGGUGAGGAGCACUAA
Messenger RNA from Malassezia restricta, 306 nucleotides. RefSeq names its product ubiquinol-cytochrome c reductase subunit 8. Gene Ontology annotation, biological process: mitochondrial electron transport, ubiquinol to cytochrome c. NCBI's taxonomy places the organism in Eukaryota, Fungi, Basidiomycota, Malasseziomycetes, Malasseziales, Malasseziaceae. The coding region runs from base 1 to 306 and encodes 101 amino acids. The transcript is spliced from 2 exons. The record is from RefSeq and is a predicted model, not a curated record.